AUGAUGCGGCCCGGUGGCUCGUCCGACGUCCGAGUCCCCCGCAGUUUCCGCCUGCUCGACGAGCUGGAGAAGGGGCAGAAGGGCGACGCCUCUUCGGGCGUGUCAUGGGGGCUGUCGAUCCCCGACGACAUCACGCUGACCCAUUGGAACGGCACGAUCUUCGGAACCCAGGGCUCAGUCUUCGAGAACCGGAUCUACUGUCUGACAAUCACCGCCGGGCCGAAGUACCCGGACCAGCCUCCUGUGGUGAAGUUCGACACGAAGAUCAAUCUCCAGUGUGUGGACCCGGCCACGGGGGCCGUCGGGCGCCUGCCCAUGUUGGCCUCGUGGAGCCGGGAGUUCACCAUCGAAGACGUCCUGAAGGGCCUGCGAAAGGAGAUGAACGCCCCGAACAAUCGCAAGUCGCCCCAGCCGCCGGAGGGGGCCAGCUACUGA
Messenger RNA from Prorocentrum cordatum, 435 nucleotides. The record is from the annotation of a GenBank genome assembly. NCBI's taxonomy places the organism in Eukaryota, Dinophyceae, Prorocentrales, Prorocentraceae.